This is a messenger RNA of Parascedosporium putredinis, 1215 nucleotides long. NCBI's taxonomy places the organism in Eukaryota, Fungi, Ascomycota, Sordariomycetes, Microascales, Microascaceae. The record is from the annotation of a GenBank genome assembly.
AUGCCUUCCCGAACCCUCCUCCAGCUAAGCGCCCGGGCGCGCGUGGCACCCACAUUCUCCACCGCCGCCCGCCGCUUCUACUCUGCGCAGGCCGCCGAGGAGCCCUCAUCCGCAGGAGCUGCCCCCAAGAAGCUCUUCGGUGGCGCGGCGGGUGUCAACCAAAAGGGUCCCACCAGGGCGUUGGUGAUAGCUAGCGCUGUCGAGUCGUGCUUCUGCGCGGGCGCCGAUUUGAAGGAGCGCAAGGAUUUCUCCAAGGACGAAAGCCCUCCGGGCCACCUUUUCCGCCAUCGCCGCCGUCCCCGUGCCCACCAUCAGCGCCGUGUCCUCCCUGGCCCUCGGCGGGGUCUCGAGCUCGCCCUAUCCACGCACUUCCGCGUCUUCUCGUCCAACGCCGUCGUCGGUCUUCCCGAGACGCGUUUAGGCAUCAUCCCCGGCGCCGGCGGCACCUACCGCCUACCCGCCCUCGUCGGCCUAGGCCGCGCCCGUGAUCUCAUCCUCACCGGCCGCCGCGUGUCCGGCCCCGAGGCCUACUUCUUGGGCUUGGCCGACCGUCUUGUCGAGGUCACGGAGAACGAGGCGGGCGAGGCGGGCGAGGACGCCAAGGCGGACCCCACCCUGCUCGCCAGGGCGCAGACGGCGGCGCUGAGCGAGGCCGUGAGGCUGGCCAUGGAAAUCUGCGAGGAGGCCCCGUCGCCGGUCGUCGACACCGAUGAUCGUAAUGAGGCUCUCAGGGCUUUCCAGGAGAAGAGGACUCCCGUGUUCACGGGCAGCUGCCCCCGCGUCGUCAUCCCCAGCAUCGCCCGCCAAGUUCCCCGCGCCUUUUCCACAACACGGCCGGAUCAAAAGGCCGUAACUGAUGCUGUGAAGGACGGAUUGAAGAAGGCGGACCGCGUCGUCAGCGACACCAUUGUUGAUGGUAUCGAUAUCGGAUCCCGGGGCGCCACCGCCGAAGCGAGCGGCGAGGCGAGCAGGCUAGCCGGCCAAGCGAAAGGCAAGGCGCAGGAGGUUGGCGGCAAGGUCGCCGGAACUGCCCAGGAGCUUGCGGGCAAGGCCAAGGGUACGGCCGAGGAGCUAGCAGGCAAGGCCAAGGGCACGGCCGAGGAGGUUGGUGGAAAAGCCAAAAACACGGCCGAAGAGGUCGGCAGCCAGGCGCGGAGGACGUCCUGGGAUGCUGAGCAAAAGGCCAAGGAGCACCUCCCCGGAAAGCCUACGUAA